Arvicanthis niloticus (Nile rat) is the source of this 1331-nucleotide messenger RNA. RefSeq names its product UTP11 small subunit processome component (gene Utp11). Gene Ontology annotation, cellular component: small-subunit processome; nucleolus. Gene Ontology annotation, biological process: rRNA processing. The record is from RefSeq and is a predicted model, not a curated record. Lineage: Eukaryota; Metazoa; Chordata; Mammalia; Rodentia; Muridae.
AAGCGGUGGGCCCGCUUCCGGUAGUCUUGGCGGACCCAGCGGGUUGGGUAGUGCGGUCGUGGUGGUGGAGUUUGCUGAGCGUUUCCUAGACCUCAGUAGGCAUGUCGGCGGCUUUUCGUAAGGCAGCCAAGACCCGGCAGCGGGAACACCGAGAACGAAGCCAGCCUGGCUUUCGAAAACGCCUGGGUUUGCUGGAGAAAAAGAAAGAUUACAAACUUCGUGCAAAUGACUAUCAUAAAAAACAAGAUUUCCUCAGAGCUCUCCGGAAGAAGGCUCUUGAAAAAAAUCCAGAUGAAUUCUACUAUAAAAUGACUCGGGCCAAACUCCAGGAUGGAGUUCAUGUUUUCAAAGAAAGCAAGGAAGAAGUAACAGCAGAGCAGCUAAAGCUGAUGAGAACUCAGGACAUCAAGUACGUAGAGAUGAAAAGGGUGUCGGAGGCGAAGAAAAUUGAAAGACUGAAAUCAGAGCUCCACCUGCUGGAUUUUCAGGGGAAGCAACAGAACAAACAUGUGUUCUUUUUUGACACCAAAAAAGAAGUUGAACAGUUUGAUAUUGCGACUCACUUGCAAACGGCCCCAGAACUAGUUGACAGGGUCUAUAAUAGACCCAGGAUAGAGACCUUGCAGAAGGAGAGAGUGAAAGGAGUCACCCCUCAGACUCGACUCAAGCGGAUAGCCAAGGAACGACAGAAGCAGUAUGACUGCUUGACACAGCGCAUCGAGCGGGAGAAGCAGCUGUUUGUUGUUGCCCAGAAAAUCCAGACGCGCAAAGACCUCAUGGAUAAAACUCAGAAGGUGAAGGUGAAGAAGGAAACAGUGAACUCCCCAGCUAUUUACAGAUUCCAGACUCGCCGAAAACGUUGAUGUCUUAAAAAUAAGCCUCAGCAUUCUGUAUCGAAAAGAAUUCUUAUCUUUUUCUUCCUUUCUUUUGUAAUCACUUCAGAUUUUAUUACUUCAAACAGCGUGGUCUUCCUGUUUUGUAAUCAUGACUUACUGCCAACCCGAGACUUGACGUCUUUCUAUAAGAAUAGUAAAGCCCUUCCCCAGCGUCAUUGUUUCUGUACUGAUGAGUCGGGUCUCUUACAUAUCUACUUAUUUUCCCUAGAAGCGUCAUAUCAUCUCAUACAGCAAAGUAGAAAAUAGAUGAAUACAUUCCCAUUCUCAGUAUCUAAGGACAAUAUGUUUAUCCGUAGCAAGGCCUAGGGCUGCUGAUGUGAACAGCUACCACGGGUGUUCUGCUUUAUGGCCCCCAUUUGGGAGAGUUGUACAUUGGUUUUUGUUUAUGUUUUGUCAUUCUCCUUAAAGUAAAUUUUACAUUCUGAUUUUUAAUUA